GAAUACCGCGCAAUAAUUCUCAUAGCAGUGUUGCUGUUGAGAUACGAAAAAGGAAUAAUCAUGAUUGAAAGGGAGCGAAGCAUUGGUAUGAUUUCUAUGAGUGAUGUUUUAGUGAGUGAGAGUUUACCGGAAAGUGAGCGGAGCACUGAUACGAUUUCUGUGAGAGACGUUUUAGUGAGGGAGCCAUCGUUUCAAAGUUUACCGGAAGGAACUUUUCAAAAUGUUCCUCCGACUUAUGACAGACUCGAUCACAAAACAAAAAGGAGUGAUUCUAUACAUACAUGUUCUACAGUUAGCAGUGCUGCGCCACUCAUUGGAAUAAAGAAAUCUGCUAGACCAAAUUUGAUGAAGAUUGGUAUGGUUACAUUUAUAGUUGUUAGUAUUUGCACGAUUAUAGGUCUCAUCGUUGCCUUAGCUGUAUGUUCAAAUGGGAAAUAUAAGAAGAAUAACAACAAUUGCCAAAAUAAUGGAAAAACUACAGCUUCACCUCUGUCAGUGCCAGAUGAGACCUCAACACAAAUGACCACAUCGAAAGCAGAUACCGACACUACGAAGAUAACUGAACCAAUUGAGGCGACGUCAGUAGAGUCCGUAGAUACCUCUUCAUCGUCAGUAUCUACAACAACAUCCAGUUCCACUCAAGGCACAUGGCUGACAUUGGGUACAUGGACAGAGUGCAGUUCAACAUGUGGGAAUGGUAUUUACACCAGGUAUCGUGACAAAAGCACAGAUUGCCAAGGACUUUAUGUUCAGACGGACAUUUGUAUAGAUACUGUGUGCCAAGAAUAUGGAAACUGGGCAACAUGGUCGUCCUGGGAUACUUGUGACGUCACAUGUGAUGGGGGUACUCAGUCACGCACGAGAUCUUGUCUGAAAACUGAUGCAUCUGAUCUAGAUUGUAUUGGUGACAACACACAACAGCAGCAAUGUGCUAAAUGGGAAUGCCCAGACUGUUCGAAGGUUUGUUUUGAAGGAGAUCUAAGCCCAACUUGCGAAAUGUGUAUUUGUAACACGACUAGACAAGGUGUUGUGAUGACGACCGACAAUGAAGCAAUAUCAAACGCAACUGUGUUUUUAGAUUCGAAUCCCACCACUGUAAUUGCAUAUUCAGAAGAUUUUGGCUCAUUUUCUAGUGAAGUUGUUUGUGACGGAGGAUAUUCAUCACCGGUUUGUCAAAUCAGCUCUGCAAGAAUUACAUGCACUAUCGUGAAAACUGAAAAACCAAUAUUUAUUGAACAUCCCCAGCCAAAAGCUAGACUUGUUGGAGAAAAUGUCACAUUGUGUUGUUCCGCAGAAGGUAUACCGGAUAUAAAGUAUUAUGAAUGGAUGAAAGGCUCCCUUCUAUCCUGA
Molecule: messenger RNA, 1350 nt
Organism: Mercenaria mercenaria
Lineage: Eukaryota; Metazoa; Mollusca; Bivalvia; Venerida; Veneridae
Product: thrombospondin-1-like
Exons: 7
Coding region: 61-1350 (429 amino acids)
Biological process (GO): signal transduction
Source: RefSeq, a predicted model, not a curated record